UUAGGACCCCUACUACGAGAUAUGCCGGAUAUUGUACAGACAACGGGUGCAGCACAGGAUCCCAUCGGAACAAGGCCAGAUCGCCAGCGCCUCCCCGCUCGAUCCAGCGCCAGCGCCCGGUCGCUGGCCCCGGCCAUGGAUCCCUACAAGCACCGGCCGACGAGCGAGGCCAACUCUGGCUACUGGACCACCAACUCCGGUGCGCCCGUCUGGAACAACAACAACACCCUCACCGUAGUGAGGGGUCCAGGCAUAUGGCUCACUGUUCGUACUGUCCCAAUGCAGCGGCUUCAGCUUCGCCUGCUGGUCGUCUGCACCGAAUGCCGCGCCCGGGACCGCCGGUGGCCUCGAGGACGCCGCCCAGGCUCAAGGCGUACGAGGGCGUGCCGCCGCCGUACGACAGGACCAAGCGCAUGGUCAUCCCUAACGCGCUGAAGGUUCUGAGGCUGCAGCCUGGGCACAGGUACUGCCUCCUCGGCCAGCUCUCCAAGGAGGUCGGAUGGAACUACGCUCACACCAUCAGGUUGGCUGUUACUUCUCUGGUUUUAUAUUGAGUUUGGGAAUUUGGUAUUGAUGAUAGUCCGGCGACUCUGUCAUUUGAUGCACAAGUCCAUGCACGUCGGCUCUCUGGGUCGUCCAGUAAAGCUGUCGAAGGAGCUUCAUGCUGAAGAACAUAACACUUGUAGAGCUUGUAAAAUACUGUAUCUCAUUAUUGAACUUGUGGAGCUUGUAGCUGUGACUGGCAUACUGUUAUUACACUUGCAGAGCUUGCAAAGUGUAUGUUAGAGCUUAUUAUGUGUUAUUUGUACAGCAGGAGCUUUGUAUUGAAUCUGGCUGAUAAUAUUUGAAGUGUUAC
Molecule: messenger RNA, 856 nt
Organism: Triticum aestivum (bread wheat)
Lineage: Eukaryota; Viridiplantae; Streptophyta; Magnoliopsida; Poales; Poaceae
Product: 60S ribosomal protein L13a
Exons: 6
Coding region: 255-554 (99 amino acids)
Biological process (GO): translation
Cellular component (GO): ribosome
Molecular function (GO): structural constituent of ribosome
Source: RefSeq, a predicted model, not a curated record